This is a messenger RNA of Culicoides brevitarsis, 1411 nucleotides long. RefSeq lists its product as uncharacterized. Gene Ontology annotation, biological process: animal organ morphogenesis. Bases 179 to 1288 code for a protein of 369 amino acids. Gene Ontology annotation, molecular function: BMP binding; receptor ligand activity. The transcript has 3 exons. NCBI's taxonomy places the organism in Eukaryota, Metazoa, Arthropoda, Insecta, Diptera, Ceratopogonidae. The record is from RefSeq and is a predicted model, not a curated record.
AUCAGCAAGUAUACAAGCAAAGAUAUUUUACUCCGGUCGACCGAUUAAUUUCGCGAUUUUUAUUUAUCUUCAACAACGUAUAUAACGUGUUGUCGUGGUAAAAGUGUGUGUUGAAACACGUUUAUAAGUUUAGUAUACGAUCCACAAAAGGUGCAAAGAGCGAUACAAAUUAGAAACAAUGAAGGGCUUUUUGCCCUUGUUGGUGUUUGCUAUUUCUGCCCAAAUAGUUAUUGCAGAUGAAAAACCGCGAGAACACAAGAUUCAUAAUUUAGUUCUUUUCCCGGAGCGUCAUUCUUGGUGUGAUAUGCAUGAAAUCAAGCAAGUGAUUAGUUUUCCCGGAUGUAAAUCUAUUGAGAUAGUCAAUAACGUUUGCGCUGGAGCUUGUUUUAGUUAUUCAAUUCCCCAUACAGAGCCAUCAGAUCCCGGAGAAGUCAUUGUUCCAUAUUGCGACAGUUGUCAACCAUCGGAUACUAAAUGGCAUGAAGUAACCUUAGAUUGUCGCGAAGGACAUCAAAACGAUCCAGAACAGACGCCAAAGCUUGUUAAACGUGUUCAAUUGAUACAAAAUUGCUCAUGCAGUUCUUGUGAAAGAUCAGAUAAUCGACAGCAUGAACAUGCAAUUGAAGAUGAAUCUCCGUCUUUGCUUCGUGAUGUACCUGAUUUGAUGGAAUCCAUAAAUAUGAUGAAUGAUACACAACGAGAUGAAGUAGAGAUGAAACAUCGAGAGAGUCUUCGUAAUAUGUUGAAUAAUACACUAAUGACACUCGUAAAAAAUAUGCACGAAAGUAAUUCGGCGAAGGAUAAGGCACAAUUAAUUGAUUUACUAAAAAUGAUUCGUGAUGAAUAUCCGGAAGAUGAGGUAACAGAUGAGAGCAUCGCCGAAUUUCUCGAAAUGUUCCAAAAAGAUCAAGUACAGUUUGAAAUUCCAAAACUCAAGGAAAUUUUGUUCAAAUUCGAGAUUUCACGAAACAAACAGCAGGAAACAAAAGAUGAAAGUAAUCCAAGCAUUGAAACAAAUGAAGUUCAUCAUUAUGAUCCGCACAGCUUUGAACAAGGAUCAAAAGAAUUGUUACACCAUUUAGAUAAAAAUAAACCGAUGGGACAUCAUCAUCACAUUGGCGAAAAUAUUGGAAAAGAUGCACAUCUUGUGCAUGGACCGCACGGAUCGCUUGUUGUUGAACGAAAAGUUGCCAUGAAUCCACAUGAGCUGAAACCAAAUCAUGCCGGUACGAUGUUGAGUUAUGGAAGCCAAUCUAAAGAACAGCAAUCUCAAGAAGAUGAUGAAUAAGAAAUGUGCCACAAUUUAGAAGUUCAUGUAUAAAAGAAAAACAGAUAUUAAGUUAUUCAAUUAAUGUAAAAUUUUAUAUAAAACAAAUGAAAUAUAUGCUUUAAAUAGUACUUACCUAAUCUA